Molecule: messenger RNA, 2557 nt
Organism: Linum tenue
Lineage: Eukaryota; Viridiplantae; Streptophyta; Magnoliopsida; Malpighiales; Linaceae
Source: the annotation of a GenBank genome assembly
AAAAAAUUAAAAGUAAAAAAAAACCAAUCACAAUAGAGAGAAGGGGGAUGAAAAAAGGUAAAUGAAAAGUAAAUGACCCCUUCUUCCUCUUCUUCUUUGUCCUCUUUUUUUUCUCCUUCCUAUUCUAGGUAAACAGAGUAGUACUCUGAAUUUCUACCUUCUCCUUCCUCACCAAUGGAGCAACGCCUCCCUGAAAAUUUUGGGAGCUUCUCCAGAACCUGUAAUGGUGACAUCCCAACUCUCUCCGUCCACGAUUCCCCUGUUACCACAUCCGGUGUCGCAUCUAUGGGUGAUUUCUCACCGUCACACUCCUUCGACUCCUUGGAUGAGGUUGACAAAUUCCUUGAAGUCCUUUCGCAAUCUCACGAAGCCAAGUCAGAUCCCCCACCGGUCCCCGAUGUCGUCGAGUCUCUCUUCAAAAACGUCGAGACUAUCAUCAGCAAUUAUGACAAAUCGAACUCCAAAUUUGGCCAAGACGAGAAAGAAGACGCGUCCCUUGUUUCACAUCUCAACCGUUUAUCAAAGCUGAUCAAAAUCCUUGGCGACUUCUCCACUGCUGAAUCUGACCUCGUCGCCACGUUCAACCGGGCUAGCACGAUCCAACACCUCGCUAUGUGCUUCCUCGAUAGUGAGUUUCGCACCGUUCUCAACUCCUUCAAGCGAUCAUCCUCGUUCACCACCGGAAACUGUGUGCCUGACUCAGGCGCCGGUCCUCCUCCUCCAAUGUCAUCCAAACAGUCAUCCUUCUCACGGAAUUGCCACGAAUCAAACAACCAGAUAUCUGAUUCUGAAAACUCCACAGAUGAGGACGAUUUCCCGGGGUACCAACCGGAAGAGAUCUACAACAUGAGUAAAAUCGCCGCAGCGAUGAUCUCCUCUGGCUACCAAUCAGAAUGUUGUUUGGUAUACGGGUCUGUUCGGCGGAUCGCUCUCAACAACAAAUUAGAAAAACUUGGUCAUGUUAAUCUCAGUGCCGAGGAAAUUAACAAGAUGGAUUGGGAGACCCUAGAGGGAGAAAUUGCUGCCGCAAUCGACGUCAUCCGUCGGUGCUCUUCCGUUCUCUUCUCCGUCGAGAGAAACCUCUGCAACGCAGUCUUCCAAAACCACCCUUCCAUCUACACAGAGAUCUUUAGUGACUUAGCUUCCAACGUAAUUGACCGAUUCUUCAAUUUUGCUAAUGCGAUCACCCUUACCAAGUGCUCUGCCGAGAAGCUCUUCAAGUUCCUUGACAUCUACGAAACUCUACGAGAUCUCGGAUCAGAGAUCGAGAACCUCUCUCCCAUAGUCAAAUCCGAGAUCUACGAUACCAUAAUUCGCUUAGGGCAAGCUGCCGUAUCCAUGUUUUGCGAUCUCGAAAACUCAAUCCGUCGUGAUGUCAGCCGAACUCCAGUCCCCAGCGGUGCAGUCCACCCUUUGACACGAUACACCAUGAAUUAUCUCAAGUACGCAUGUGAGUAUAAAGACACCCUCGAGCAAGUGUUUUUACAAAAGCAAAAAACCGAAGGAGAAAAUUGGGAUUCAUCAUCUUCCAAAUCUGACGACUCUGGGUCCAAAUCUGGAUCUGGAUCCGUCGGGGGAGCGAAUGAGGAUGGCACGCCAAAAACUUCACCAUUUUCUAUUCAACUAAACACAGUUAUGGAUCUCCUUGAUGAAAAUUUGGAGAUGAAGUCGAAUUUGUACAAAGAUCCAGCAUUGAGGAACAUUUUUCUCAUGAAUAAUGGCAGGUACAUCUUACAAAAGAUUAAGAGUUCGACGGAGAUUCAUGACAUGAUGGGAGUGACGUGGUGUCGACGGCGGUCGUCUGAUCUGAGAAAAUACCAUAAAGGGUAUACUAGAGAGACUUGGGGCAGAGUUUUGCAAUGUUUAAGGCACGACGGGAUUCAGGUGAAUGGAAAAAUGGCAAAGGCGGUGGUUAAGGAGAGGUUCAAAAUGUUUAACAAUGCAAUCGAGGAUAUACACAAAACCCAAAGCACAUGGGUUGUGAGCGAUGAACAGAUGCAGUCAGAGUUGCGGGUGUCAGUGUCAGCGGUGGUUAUUCCGGCAUACAGAUCGUUCUUAGGAAGGUUUCAACAAUGCUUGACGCAUGGGAGGCAGACAGAAAAGUAUAUAAAGUAUCAGCCAGAGGAUAUUGAAAACUUGAUUGAAGGGUUGUUUGAUGGGAACCCGACCUCCAUGGCGAGGAAGAAGACAUGAGUGAGGACGAGAAAAUGGAGCGGCGAAAUUGAGAAUACUUAUUAUUAAAGAUGAGUUAUGAAAAUGUAAAAUGUGAUGAUGAACAUAGGGUUGGCGCCAUUUUUCAGGAAGAAAAUAUGAGUGAUUUUUUUAAUUUCUUUAAAAAAUUUUAAUUGUGUAUUUUGUGGGUUUUGGUGUUUUGAAUGUGAUUAACUGACCCUGUGAUUGUAAGUAUUAGAAGAAGAAAACAAAAACAAAUUUUGUUGAGUAUAAUCAUGUACUAAUUUAACAUUAAUACUGUUUUUUAUUUUUCAUUUUUUUCCUACCCCACUCUGUUGUACUUUUUAGUGUUUCAUUGCUAAUCCUUUUAUCUUUUCAUUGCGUU